AAACUGCUGGUGGACAUCUAGGCUAUUUCACUGUGCUACACACAACACAGCUGUACUGAUUCAGUGAUUGUGCGUUACCUGCUGCGCUGAUUGCUGAGACAAAGUUCCGUGUUUUGUAGCACCGCAAGGCGGGUUUACCUGACCAGACAGCAUGAGUCGCAAGUAUGACAUCGUUGUUUUCGGAGCUACUGGAUUCACUGGGCAACAUACUGUUGAAGAGAUGGCUCGCAUCGCAGAAGAAGAAUCCCUGGAGUGGGCCAUUUCGGGUCGGAAUAUAACAAAAUUACAAGGGGUGAUUUCCAAAGCUUCUGAGCGAACAGGAAAACGAUUGGAUGAUGUUCCCAUCAUCAUUUCAGACAUAAAUAGCUCGGAAUCCCUGGUCACAAUGGCUCAGCAAACAAAAAUUGUUCUGAACUGUGUUGGUCCUUAUCUUCUAUUUGGAGAACAAGUUGUGAAAGCCUGCAUUGAGGCUGGAACUCACCAUCUGGACGUCAGUGGAGAACCACAAUAUCUAGAAAAAAUGCAGCUUCUGUACAAUGCAAAGGCAAAGGAGAAUGGGGUGUUCAUCAUCGGUGCAGCUGCCUUCGAUAGUGUUCCGGCUGAUAUGGGUGUUCUUCACAUGCGCCAACAGUUUGGUGAAGGUGAGCUUACAAAUGUGGAAGCUGUCCUCAAUACUCAGCAUGGACCUGAGGGCGGGGCACUGAACACAGGUACAAUGGAGUCUGCAAUGUGCGCUAUCGCUAAUGCAAGCGAGGUAGAAAAAUUGAGGAGAUCGUUAUUUCCUGAGCCUCUACCAAAGCUGGACUAUUAUCUCCCAAAAAGGUUACCCUUUACCUACAGUAAAGAAACCAAAAAGUGGGUUUUGCCAUUCCCUGGGACAGAUGAGUCUGUGGUGAACCGAACUGUGCGAGAACUGUUGGCUAAUGGCAGGCUGGAAAAACCAAUUGAAUUCGUGACCUACAUUGGAUGCCAACGCUACGUAAAUGUGGUCAAACUGGUGGCUUUUGCAGCGUCUUUUUCCGUUUUUUCCUACUUCAGAAUUGGCCGUUAUCUGUUUUCAAAGUACCCAGAUACUCUAUCCUCUGGCUUCUUCAAAAGUGAAGGUCCAUCACAAAAGCAGAUCAAUGAAUCAACUUUCACGAUGGAAUUCAUUGGCUAUGGCUUCUCUGAAGAGUCCAAAGGAAGUGGGAGUAAAAAGCCGGACAAAAUUAUUCAGACCAAAAUCUCUGGUCCAGAUUUGGGCUAUGGAGCCACACCUAUCUGUUUGAUCCAGUGUGCAGUGACACUGUUAAAAAGUCGAGACAAGAUCAGGCAAAAAGGUGGUGUCCUGACACCAGGGAGUGUCUUUAUUGACACAGACUUGAUUGCCAGAUUGGACAGGCAUGGAGUAAAGUUUUCUACAGUUGCCACAGGUGCUGGCACAGACGCAGACACAGAUACCGGGAACAAAUAAAGCUGCAUAAGGUGGAAUGUUAUUAAUUGUUAUGCUCUGCUGAAUUUCUGAAACAGGAAAUUACUAUAGACAUCAGGAAUUGCUGUUGUGGCAAAAUACGGGACAGAUUGAGUUGAUAUUAACAGACAUUAUGCAAAAUCGUUUGAAUGCCUCCAUUAUGCUAUUUUUUUGGGCAUUUUGACCAAAAUGGACAUGGUCAUUUCUGGCUUUAGGCCCACAGUAUUAUAUUUGAACAUUAGUCAUGCCAUAAAAUAAUCUUAACAAGAGUCACAAAGUCAUUGAAGUCAUCGAGGGCAAAAGCUCUUUUUUCUACCUCUGAAUUUUGUUUUCCCUUGUUUUCUUAAAUCUAAAUAGAAAAGGUUUUUGUUUGUUCCCUUUUUUUUGUGGAGUCUUUUUUUGUUUUGUUUUACUGUAAUCACAGCAGCUUGAUUUUCCCAUUCCAAUGCUUUUCUUCCUUUUUCUAUGUUUUUGCCUGUGGGUUUUUCCAAUUUGUUUUCAUUCGUUUGACACAUCAAUUUUUAAUUUUGUAUUAUGAGGUCUGCAGUAUGCGAGAAAAUUCUGACACAAGUAGGCCUAUAUUUUUGAUGGUGCAGAGAUUUUUACUUUUUACAAACCAUGGUCAUUUUUAGUUUCACUGUCAUGUACUAACCUGUUAUACAGUCGAGCCUGCUCUAACGGCCACCUGUGCAAGAUGAUCCUCUGUAAAACAACCACUUCCCCCUUUGAGGUUUUUUUCUGUGUUAUAAAACUGUCCAAGAUGUCCACCUGUAUGAGACGACUUCUCCUCGACAAUGAGUGGGCUGUCUUGGACAGUUUGGACUGUAUUUGUUCUGUGUUCAGAUUUGCUGACCAGCUAGAGUGAGUAGUGAGGCAGGAGACUUUCUUGCAUAGAUAGCCAUUGAGCUGUUGAAUAGUGGUUGAGGAAAAGAUAAAUUGUGCAAAGUUGAUGGUGCUGAGAAAACUGUCAGUUGUUUACCGUAUUUUGAUUUCUUCUUGUGUGCAAGGCAAUAUUUUGCACUUUUACCAUGAUUUUGAAAAAGAAUUCAACCAAGCUUUUGCAAAUUGUCUGUUGAGAAAUUCGUUGCUUCCUCUUUUUCAUCUAUGUACCCCUGCUAGAGCCCUGUGGGCAACUGACUGUCGGAUCUUUAUGGACAUUUUUUUCUACUUAAUAAAACGUAACAUCAUCCCCUGCCCGACAGGUAUCCACCAGACAUUUUUAAGGUACUCUAGACUGAUGAGUUUUAGGGAUGAAUUAAUUUUUAAUUCUGCCUCGGGAGCAACACUAAGGGCCUAAAGGAUUUUAAAUCCUCUAAGAGAUCUUUAAAUGCUUGGCUACUCUUGAAUCAGGAGUUGCAGAAAACAUGAGAAAAAAACCUGAUGCUGAUGUGGAACGAACUCCAGACCUCCAGGUUGACAGGCCAACACCAUAUCUAUUGAGCUACUGAACACGACUUAAUGCAAAUAUUAUCUAGUUUACCCUGACCGCUCUGGCAUGGACAAUAAUGCUGAUCCUGACGCUGCCACACCAAAUGGUGAACAACUUAAACUGGUAUUUCAUCUGAUAUUUUGAAGACGCUUCACAAUAUUCUUAGAUAUUAUAAUCAAAAAUAUAUACAUUGUAAAAUGUGACUUUUGUCUUUGUAUGUGCAAUCUUGGUAUAUCAUUCCUGGAUAUUAUUAAAUAUAGAUACUUUUGUAAAAUGUUACUUUGGUCUUUGUCUGUGCAAUCUUGGUUGGUAUAUGUUAACAUUACACAACUUUGGUCAAUAAAUACCAGGUUUGGCUACUUUACAGGAUUAAAUUCAGAAUGAUUUUGAA
Messenger RNA from Aplysia californica (California sea hare), 3270 nucleotides. RefSeq names its product saccharopine dehydrogenase-like oxidoreductase. Gene Ontology annotation, cellular component: plasma membrane; lipid droplet; mitochondrion. The transcript is spliced from 13 exons. NCBI's taxonomy places the organism in Eukaryota, Metazoa, Mollusca, Gastropoda, Aplysiida, Aplysiidae. The record is from RefSeq and is a predicted model, not a curated record. Gene Ontology annotation, biological process: glycolipid biosynthetic process. The coding region runs from base 152 to 1453 and encodes 433 amino acids.